AGGUCUUAAAUUUGAUAUUAUGAUAUUGGCAGAGACCCUGUUAAACCAAUAAUGAUUGUCUUUCUUUCUUGCUUUUCUAGGGCUUGCGGUCAUUCUUGAUGAGGAGGAAGAUGCUCUCUUCAGGGCUAGCCCGGCUGUCAAAGGUAUGAAAUACUUCAAUUUCUGCUUUAUGAUCUACUGAUUAUUAAUAGAUAUUGACAUUUAACCAUGAUACUGAUAUAAAUAUAUACUUAUACGGUUUCUGCCCUUUUCUUUUUUUUUCCACAGUGCCUGACACCGCCUCACAGACUCCAACUCCUGCUGAUAUUUCCACUGGCCCUCAGACUGGCACAGUUUCAGAGACCAAUGUUCCCUCUGAGACUGCCACUGAGGAAACCAUUGCUGUUGAAGUCAGCAUCACCCCGGAACCAACCCCUGCCUCUCAAACUGGCUCUUCUUCAAAGACUGAGGAUUCUUCUGAGGAAUCGACUGCCGUUGAGAGCAGCACCACCGGUGAAGCCAACACUGCCACUCAAACUGGCUCUUCCUCAGAGACUAAAGAUACUUGUGUCACAGUAUCGGAGGAAUCGACUGCCGUUGAGAGCAGCAACACCGGUGAAACUACCAAAGAUUCUCAGACUGGCUCUGUGUCAGAGACCGACAUGUCUGAGACGGCCACUGAGAAAACCACUGCUGGAGAAACCAGCACCACCACUGCCGAUGAGAGCAGCACCACCUCUGAAACAACCGAAGGUUUGAAAGUACCUGAGACUGCUACUGCCUCGAAGACCCCUGUUGAAAAUUCCACUGGCCCUCAGACUGGCAGAGUUUCAGAGACUGAUGUUACCUCUGAGACUGUGACUGAGGAAACAACAACCAGCUCUGCCUCUUCCUCAGAGACUGAAGAUACUUGUGUCACAGUCACUGAGGAAUCGACUGCCAGUGAGAGCAGAACCACCGGUGAAGCCAACACUGCCUCUCAAACUGCCUCUUCCUCAAAGACUGAAGAUACUUCUGUCACAGUCACUGAGGAAUCGACUGCCAGUGAGAGCAGAACCACCGGUGAACCCCACAGUGCUUCUCAGACUGGCACUGACUCAGAGACCAAUGCUCCCUCUGAGACUGUCACUGAGGAAACCACUGCUGGAGAGAGCAGCACCACAUCUGAAGACACCACUGCCUCUCAAACUGGCACAGUCUCAGAGACUGACGAUACUUCUGUCGCAGUCACUGAGGAAUCCACCGCCAAUGAGAGCAGCACCAUCGAUGAAACUACCAGUGAAUCUCAGACUGACACUCUCUCAGACAGCGAUGUUACCUUUCAGACAGUCAUUGAGACAGCCACUGACCAAGAUGCCACCAACAACGGAUAUGAAAUCGACAAUAUUUUGGACAUAGUAAAUACCGUUGAUUUGUUAUCUGAAGAGAGACUAUUAAUGAUAGCAAAAUCAGCACAUGAUGCAACAUCACCAAUACACCGUGGAAGGACACUGUUUCAGAGGAGGAGAGAAUAUGUGAAACACUCAGUCAUGGUUACACAGAGGUUACAUAUGAGGUUGCCAGUACCAGUGAGUCUACAACCGAUUCUGAGGUUACUUGCACUCCUGGGAAUUUCACUGCCUCUGAAUCCUCCAGUGCCCACCAGACUGGCUCUGCAUCAUAAAGUGAGCUUUCCUCUGAGACAGUCACUGAGAAUAAUGGUGUCACUGAGGCCAGGACCUCAUCUGAAACCACCACUGACCCUCAGCCAGCCAGCAUCUCAGAGACUGGGAUUACCUCAGAGACAGUUGCUGAGAAUAACGACGAUAUUGCAUUUGAGAAUGCCAACCUCAAUGCGUCUACAACUGUCUCUGAGAUUAAAUCUUCCAUUGACACUGCCGAUAACACCAAUGUCACUGAGACCAAUACUGCUCCCGAAACCACUACGGCUCAACAGACUGGAAGUGCCCCAGAGAGUGAGUUUAACUCUAAAGAAGUCACUGAGAACACCACUGAAAGUGAGACCAGCACCACCUCUGGAACCACCACUGCCCCUUAGGCUGUCACUGUCUCACAGCGUGAGAUUACCUCUCAGUCAGUUACUGAGAAUCUCGCUGUCAAUGAGACCACUAUUGACAUCACCUCAGAGACAGCUACUGAGAGUGACAACAGCAUUAUAUUUGAGGUUGCCACUACCAUUAAGGCUACAACUCUCUCUGAGGUUUCUGGUACCCCUGAUACAGCCCCAGAGACCAGCACUGCCCCUGAGACCAGCACUGCCCCUGAGACCAGGACUGCCCCUAUUGAAACCAACAGUGCCCCUACUGAGUCCAGGACUACCUCUUCUGAGACCAGCAGUGAUCCUUCUGGGACUAGGACGACCCCUAAGACCAGCAGUGCCCCUUCUGAGUCCAGGAUUGCCUUUCCUGAGACCAGGACUGCCUCCCCUAAGACCAGUUGUGCCUCUAAGACCAGUAGUGCCCUUAAGACCAGCAGUGCCCUUUCUAAGACCAUCAGUACCCUUUCUGACACCAGCAGUGCCCUUUCUAAGACAAGGACUGCCCCUCCUCAGAUCAGGACCACCUCUCAGAUUUAUGGGACUGAUGCGGUAUCUGAGAUGACAUCGCCCCGCAAUGCGACAGUGUCUUUCAGAUUGACACCGUCUCCAGUGACAUUACCUUUCACGCUGAAAACACCAACACAGUCUCUGAGAUGGACACUGCCACAUAUACGUCUCACUGUCUGACAAGUAUUUCCCGGUGGAGGAAGGACCACCUUCAAUGAUUAACCAAAACUUUACCAUACAACUGAGAAGAGGAAGAAGUCGUGCCACUGUUCUUUUGCUCACCGGGCUCUUCUCCCUCACAGAUGUCAGCCGCCCUUCCAUACUGUAGCAGACGGCGGUCGAGUAUCAUCAUGGCAAGCUCUUCCAGUGCUCCUCACUCACGGUGCCUGGCCAGAGCACUUAAUUGGUGGAUGGUAUUCCCCCGUCUCCAUAUGGAAGGUAAUGGCUUCUCUACCACAUAGGUGGCAGCAAGAGCUCGUACCUUUGGUCUUCCUGCUUGUCCCCAUCAUGGUGGACAGGACUUAGACUUGCUUGAACGGUGGUGACUCCCUUGUGCCCUCUCAGAUGACAGUCGCCCUUCCAUUCUGUGGUAGACGGUGGUCGAGUAUGUUUCUUUUACUCCUCCGUCUCCAGAUGGCAGGUGAUGGUUUCUUUGACUCGCCAACAAGGUGUGCCUCCUUCCUCCCGGGCUUCAGGAUGACAUGCUGAGAAAAGAACUGUAUAUAUUGUGUGUAUAUAUUGAAAAAAAAUGUAAAAAUACAUGAAAACCUUGAAACAAAUAAACUGGAGGAGAUGGGGUGGUGGUGGGCCUCCACAAACUGGCGACAGCCUCAUUUUUUUACCAAAAUACUCUAUAUAUGUGUAAUAUAUAAAUCAGAAGGCCACAUCUCAAGCAUCUGCAGAAUUGUUUGUUAAGGAAUUGCCAAACUAUGACAAUGGUAUCAAUGUAAUUAUUCAUGCUUUGAUGACCUCUCGGUUAGAUUGGUGUUAUGCAUUAUUAGGUGGUCGCCCUGUAAGCAUAAUAAAUAACUAUCUAGAUUUAACACACAUCUCUUUUGUAAUUUGAAUGGCAUCUACCCUGAUGUUAGUCUGUUUUUCCUUAUCCCGAGGCCAACAUAAUCUUGGAUCCGGCCUGUAUCCAGAGCAGAUGGUUAUCGCGGGCAUUGAGAGCACAAGACUGAUUCCUGCAGAGACCCCAGUGACAUCCUUGAACCUGCACCUGCUCCACAACUGAUGCUCAUUGUGGAGUUUUGGUUACCUGCCGUGGUCACCUCUGGCUUGUUUGUUUGGGGUCGGCAGAACUGAUCUUCAAUGUAUCAUCCUUCAACAGUGACAUUUGUAAUAAACAGAACUGAAAUAAACUGAAUCGAGCUUUAUUUGUUUUCAAUUGGAAUGAAUGAGUAGACACUAAAUAGAGCAUCGCUUUUAGAAAAAGAAAAAAACUACUACUGAAACUAACAAAAACUAAACUAAUUUCAUAAUAUUGAAACUAAUACAAAAACUAGUAAUUCUGCCUCUAAAGCUAAUUUAAAAAGAGCU
Danio rerio (zebrafish) is the source of this 4063-nucleotide messenger RNA. The record is from RefSeq and is a predicted model, not a curated record. NCBI's taxonomy places the organism in Eukaryota, Metazoa, Chordata, Actinopteri, Cypriniformes, Danionidae.